This is a messenger RNA of Orussus abietinus, 3214 nucleotides long. RefSeq names its product dnaJ homolog dnj-5. Gene Ontology annotation, molecular function: dopamine receptor binding. Bases 596 to 3133 code for a protein of 845 amino acids. The record is from RefSeq and is a predicted model, not a curated record. Lineage: Eukaryota; Metazoa; Arthropoda; Insecta; Hymenoptera; Orussidae. The transcript is spliced from 6 exons.
GGGUACGGAGAAGCACGCCGAGAAUGUUGAAACGGACUACGCUAAUCUUGUAACAUUUUCAUAUCUCUUGGCAGUUGGACACGGAUGAAAUGUAAUAUCGCUCGAUUGUAAAACUGUCAAUGCAAUUAAUCCGUAUACGAAGUCAGGCCGUGCGAUACAUGCCUUAGGCUUCGUACGACUUUACUAACCGAAUAAUACUUACCAAGAAGACUUACAUAAAGGCCGAUUUAUACCGAAUUACACAACGGUGCAGGAAAAAAUCUCUGGUUUACUGUUACGUUAAGUUGAUCAUUUUAUCAGAGCUGAACGAUUAUUAUAAAGGGCAACGACCAGUGGGAAAGGCAAGACUUUGGAAAGUAUUUCCUUAGACCUAUUCCUGCGAUUUUCUUCGAGAAACGAAUAUGAACGAUGGCUAACAUUGUGAUAACCACAUGGUUCCUUAAGUAAACUGUGCAUUUUUCAACUGAUAUGAGAACAGUUCCUUCGAAUGUGAUUAAUUAAGCGUGCAGUGUUUCCACGCCUGGCAUAAGGAAGUGCCUAGCUUGGCAAAUUUUUUGAAGAAUUUUGUGAUUUUAUUUUAGAACAUAGGAACAAAAUGGCAGAACAACAGAAUUCUCCUCCUGGAUUUAAACGCAUGUCCUUAGAUAAGAUUAUCGAAGCAAUGACUGCGGAUUUAGAAAGCUCUACCGGUCACUAUGUACAGUUUGGCGUACCGCCUCAACAAACAUCACCUCGUAACUGGGGAGAUUAUUCUUCUGAACAAAUGAGACAAUACAUGACCAACCAGCAAACCCACUCAAGCACACCUACUAUGCAAUCGAUGAAUCCAAUGGCAUCAUCUUUAUACAUGCAGGACAUGUCGACAUACGACUCUACUCCAACAGAUUCUGUUUAUUUUCCACCACAACCUGUGAAUCAUUUAGGAAUAAACGAAAACAAUGACUUGAUUGGAACUAUCGAUGUCGGAGGUGGCAAUUAUAUUAAUGUAAUUUAUGGGAAUGCUUCGCAAAUUAUGGCAGAACAGUGUCAGCUCAACAGCUUAGCAUCUUAUUCUAAUCGGGGCCUCAUAGACCGACAAUAUGGUCUAUUUAAUGAACAGCAAGGGCCCACCUCUUCAAAUUUUCCAACACAAAAUUCAAAUGGGAAGCAACUGAUCGAUAAUCUUGUUGGAAAUUGGGUACCAAAUCAGUCAGGGACUUACAGUCCCUUUGGCGGUUCCCCAAACGUGACUCCUGUACCACAGACUAAUUCAGAAAUGAAGGAAAUCGAAGAAUUACCAAGAAGUAUUCCUGAUACUCAUCAAAAGAAACCGAGGAUGGUAGCAGAGGUUAAGCCCAUGAGACCAUCGUAUUCUGAUGUUUUGACAAAAUCUGCACCUACACCUCCAGCGCCGUUAACUUUUCCCACUGUGAAACCGAAGGCUGAACUUACGACAAAAAAGGUUGCCAGUAAGAAUUCUAAAAAUAAAAGUAAGCCUGCCUUAUUGAAAAGACAAAACUCAUCCGGCAGCGAUGAUCACGGCUCACCUAAGUUACAAAUUUUGAAGAAGACCUUGGAAAAGAAUAAUUCAAAUCUUUCACGACGCUGGGUAUCCCUAGAUAAUCUUGACACGCAAAUCGAGUCCGAUGAAUUAGGCGUCUUUGAUAGACCCGAUCAAUUUGAAGAGAAGAAGAUAUUUAAGAUUCCGAAAAAGGUAGAGAAGAACGAGGCUUUGAAUAAUUCCAAGAUCCCAAACAGUAAUUCAAAGCCUACCGGGAAUACUCAGAAACGUCCGAUUCAGAUAAAUAAUAACUUGAAUACAAUGAAUAGUUUCAGUCAGACCGUAUCACCCGAUAAAAUAGAAAAGAAUCAACAGACUAAUAACAAAGCCAGUAAGGAGGAUAAAAAGAUUGCAAAAGAGAAGAGUUUGAAGCGCUUCCAAGCGGAGAAGGCACAACAGAUUAAAAAGGGACAAAGAAAUCGUAAAAGAGAGAACCGAGAGUCACCUGUCAAGGAUUUGUGUAAAAACCUGAAUAAGUACAUCAACCGGUGGAGCAAAAUUGGUUUGAAGGUCUUUUUUUGGCUCUUGCAUUUAAUCUCUGAUGUUGUUGGAAUGAGCGCAAAUCUUAUUGUGCAACUAGGAAAGUGCAUCUGGUAUCAUACAGUCCUUUACUUAAAAUACUCUUGGAUCUACCUAGUGGGAAUGUUCUGUAAAAUUCGGUUUUUAAGUGCAAUCGGUAGACGACUGGAUCGUUGGUUUGGAAACAGUAAAUUUGCAUUCUGGCACAGAAUGAAGUCAAAAACCGACGAAAAAGAAAAUACACAUUGGAUACACGGAAGCCUAGAAAGUAACAUAGCAUUGCCUAGCACUCGAGAAGAAGCCAUGAAGAGACUACUUGCCUGUAAGGGGAAGGAUCCGUACAGUAUACUCGGUGUUACACCGACGUGUUCAGACGAUGAUAUUAAAAAGUAUUACAAAAAACAAGCAUUUCUUGUGCACCCCGAUAAGAAUCAUCAAUCAGGGUCAGAGGAAGCAUUUAAAAUACUCGUACAUGCCUUUGAAAUCAUUGGAGAACCUGAGCGAAGACAAGCAUUCGAUCAAACAAGACAGGUUGAAGCAGCUUGGGGAGAGCUUAGUGAUUUAUUAUCUCAACUGCAUAGAAAUAUGGAGCAAGCUGCAAACACCAUUAGGUGCACAAAUUGUGGUUUGAGACAUAAACGAGUGCUAACGCAACGACCUUGCUAUGCUGCUCGAUUUUGUACUCAGUGUAAAAUAAGGCAUAGUGCAAAAGAGGGCGAUAUUUGGGCAGAAUCUCGCGUAAUGGGCUUUCUAUGGCACUAUUAUGCUUGUAUGGAAGGCGCAGUCUAUGAUGUAACAGAUUGGGCCGCAUGUCAAGCUGGUAACUUGAAACAUCUUAGGGCAAAUACUCAUAGCGUCCAGUAUAGAAUCGUGUUGGGUCAACGACCACCCCCUCAGACUUCCACUACUGGUAAAAAACGUCAACCGACGAACUCCAACACAAGCGAAGCAGAUUUUGAGGACUUCUUGAACAAUCUUUACAAUCAGAGUAAGUCCGGUAACCCUGCUACAUCGACAGAUCAGAAUUCCUUCAAGAAUGACAGUCGACGACGCAAAGCUAAACGUAAGAAGUGAACGAAAUUGUGUGGGGAUUUUUUGAUCUCUUAGUGAUGCACCUUGUAUGCUUAUUGACUAAUAUACAUGCUCUACUGCUGA